AUGGCUAAGGUGAUUAAAGUUGCUGUUAAGAAAGGAGAACCCACCGUGGUCACCAGUGUCGAAAAGACUGUUGACGUAGAUGACAAUGGAUCGGUUGCCACGACAGAAGAGUAUCAGAGCCAGGCUCUGUCAAAGAAGGACAAGAGACGUUUAAAGAAAGAGCUGGCUAAGAUACAAGCUGAGAAGAAGGAGGAGAAGCAGGAAGAGGAAGAAGAGCAGGAAGAAGAUGAUGAAGAAGAAGAAGAGGAAGAAGAACAGGGUUUGGACUUGGAUAGACUGGCCAGAAGCGAUUCUGAAGAUGACGAUGAGGAAGAUGACGACGAUGAAGAAGAUGGCGAUGAAGAAGAUGACGAUGGAAAGGACGAGGAAGAAAAGGACGAGGAGGAGGAAGAUGUUCCACUGUCAGACGUGGAAUUUGAUUCCGAUGCAGACGUUGUUCCUCACCACAAACUGACAAUCAACAAUGUCAAAGCUAUGAAGCAUGCUUUGGCGCGUGUUCAACUACCAUGGAAGAAGCACUCUUUCCAGGAACAUCAAUCAGUGACCUCUGCUACAAACACAGACGAAGGCAUGAGAGAUAUCUACGAUGACACAGAAAGGGAGUUGGCAUUCUACAAACAAUCAUUGAGCUCCGUCCUAGAGGCGCGUGAGCAAUUGGCGAGACUAAGAGUUCCUUUCAAGAGACCACUAGACUAUUUUGCUGAGAUGGUAAAGAACGAUGAACACAUGGACAAAAUCAAGAACAAGCUUGUUGUAGAAGCCAGUGAAAAGAAGGCCCGUGGUGAUGCAAGAAAGCAAAGACAACUGAAGAAGUUUGGUAAACAAGUUCAAGUAGCUACUCUACAGAAACGUCAAUUGGAAAAGAGAGAAACUUUGGAUAAGAUCAAGUCCCUGAAGAAGAAGAGAAAGCAGAGUGAGAUAAAUGACGGCGAUUUCAAUGUCGGUAUCGAAGAGGCAACUGAAGAUAACAACCGCCACAAGAUGAAUCACAAGAGGGCCGCUAAGGACGCUAAAUAUGGUAGUGGUGGUAUGAAGAGAUUCAAGAGGAAGAAUGAUGCAGACUCUUCGGCGGACGUCACAGGUUUUUCGCAAAGAAAGAUGAAGGGCAAAUCCUCCAGACCAGGAAAGAGCAGACGUUCAAAGAGGUUCUAA
Molecule: messenger RNA, 1152 nt
Organism: Torulaspora delbrueckii
Lineage: Eukaryota; Fungi; Ascomycota; Saccharomycetes; Saccharomycetales; Saccharomycetaceae
Gene: EBP2
Product: Ebp2p
Exons: 1
Coding region: 1-1152 (383 amino acids)
Biological process (GO): rRNA processing; ribosomal large subunit biogenesis
Cellular component (GO): nuclear periphery; nucleolus; preribosome, large subunit precursor
Source: RefSeq, a predicted model, not a curated record